Messenger RNA from Nerophis lumbriciformis (worm pipefish), 1434 nucleotides. Lineage: Eukaryota; Metazoa; Chordata; Actinopteri; Syngnathiformes; Syngnathidae. The record is from RefSeq and is a predicted model, not a curated record.
AUGGAAAGAUUUGUCAUUAUGACCUCCAAGAAUCCUUCACUUAAGCAGGCUCUUCUCGCAAGAAACCCAAUGCUCAUUUUGCUGUUUCUUUUUAUUCCAGCUCCAUGCGUCACCAUCAAGGUCAACUGCUCUCAACCAAACCAAGUAGCACUACUGGAGGCCUUGAGGCCCAUUUUUAGGAUGGGCGCCAUACGACCAGUCACAAACAUGACAACCCCUACUAAUGUCAGUUUACACUUCCUCCUCUAUGGAAUAUUAGGAGUGAAUGAGAAGGCGCAACUCCUGACAACUUAUCUUUGGCAACAUUUUAAAUGGCAGAAUGAGCUCGUCACAUGGGACCCAGUCCAGUGUGGCACCAACAAGAUUGCUCUUCCCCGACAGAAAUUUUGGGUUCCAGAUCUAAUCAUCAGGGAAUUUAUGGAUCAAGACAAAGCUCCAAUUGCUCCUUAUUUGAAUCUGCACAGCAAUGGAUUAAUGAAUGACGCAAAACCUGCCAGAGUUGUCAGUUCUUGUAACCUCGACAUCUACACCUUUCCUUUUGACACACAGGACUGCACUCUUACCUACAUCUCCCCCAUGAACUUGGCAAGCGACAUGAAGAUUUACCUGGCGAUGUCUGAUGAUGUCAUCACAGCGAAAUCCAAGACAGUGAUGACCACAUUAGGGGAAUGGGAGCUGCUCAGCAUUACUGCAGAUAAGCCUAAUAGCCAACAUGAUAGUUUACAGCCCUACGUCGACGAGCUUCAAUUUCACAUUCGAAUGCGACGCAGGUCCACCUUGUACGUGGUGAACUUGCUGCUCCCCAGCUCCUUCCUCAUUACAGUGGACCUUUUUAGCUUCCUGCUGCCUCCACAAAAUGUGGACCGCUCCUCUUUCAAGAUGACCCUCAUCUUGGGCUAUACCGUCUUCCUUCUCAUCAUGAAUGACCUGCUCCCUAUCACGGGAAACACCAUCCCCAUCAUCAAUGUGUUCUUGUCUUUGUGUCUGGCUCUGAUGGUGGCCAGUCUUCUCGAGACGAUUGUCAUCACCAACUGGUUGUUCAGCUCUAAAAAUGUCAGUCCUGUUCCUCCCUGGAUCCGGCUGCUUGUUCUGCACAUUCUGGGUCGUCUUGUUGGUCUACCAUGGAAAGAAGUAAAAAAAAACGACACAAAAGGCAGAAGCGUGUCCAUACAGCAUGGAGCUGAGGAGGACUCUCACGAGGAGAAAGGACCAGUAGGGGAGAACAAGGCCCUGCGUGAGCUGAGGAGCCUUGGUGGAGACUUGAAGGUUUUACGCCUGCAAGUGGAGCAACAGCUGGACAGCACCCAAGCGUCAAAGGAAUGGAUGCAGGUGGGUUUCAUCAUAGACCGCCUGCUGUUUGGCAUCUACAUUUUCUUCCUAACUGUCAGCUUCAUCACCAUCAUGAUCAUCUGGGCCUACUCCUACAAGCAAUAG